Aethalodelphis obliquidens (Pacific white-sided dolphin) is the source of this 528-nucleotide messenger RNA. RefSeq names its product double homeobox protein A-like. Gene Ontology annotation, biological process: regulation of transcription by RNA polymerase II. The record is from RefSeq and is a predicted model, not a curated record. Lineage: Eukaryota; Metazoa; Chordata; Mammalia; Artiodactyla; Delphinidae. The transcript has a single exon. Gene Ontology annotation, cellular component: nucleus. The coding region runs from base 1 to 528 and encodes 175 amino acids. Gene Ontology annotation, molecular function: RNA polymerase II transcription regulatory region sequence-specific DNA binding; DNA-binding transcription factor activity, RNA polymerase II-specific.
AUGGUUGAAGACAAUUCUCCAUACAAGGCCGUGGCAACAAAGUGUAGACGCAGCCGCACCAAAUUCACAGAAGAGCAAUUGAAAAUCCUCAUUGAUGCAUUCAACAAAAAACCUUACCCGGGUUAUGCCAUCAAACAAAGACUUGCUUUGGAAGUCAACACUGAAGAGUCUAGGAUCCAGAUAUGGUUUCAGAAUCGAAGAGCUAGGCACAGGUUCCUGAAAAGACCUGAGAAGAACUUAGACUUAAGACAAGACCGAGCUUACCCUGAAGAGAACAUUCAAGGUGUGAGAGACAGACGAUGUCGUACCAGCUAUACUUCUUCCCAAUUACAAACUCUUAUGAAUGCGUUCAUGGAAAACCCUUAUCCUGGGAUUGAUUCCAGACAGCAACUUGCUGAAGAUAUUGGGGUUCCAGAGUCAAGAGUCCAGAUUUGGUUUCAAAACAGAAGAUCUAGACUCCGUAUCCAGAAGAAAAGAGAACCCGAAGAAGGUUCCGCCCAAAGACAAAACCAGGGACAAGAUCUCUGA